UCUUCGAGCCCUGUGGUCAUUUGGGAUGGCUGCCUCAGACCCGGCCGCCGCGGUUAACGUGAAACCCAGGAGGUCCGAGGCUGUGGUGCUGAGUCUGACUAAAGCCUGGGACUUCCUGGAGAGCAGGCCUGUCUUCCAUCUGUUUCUCUUUUUCUAGCCGGGGAAAUACUUCUUGGUGGAUAUUUGGAUGAAGCCAUUAAAUUAAUUGCUUGCCAUCAUGAGCAGAAGCAAGCGUGACAACAAUUUUUAUAGUGUAGAGAUCGGAGAUUCUACAUUCACAGUCCUGAAGCGAUAUCAGAAUCUAAAACCUAUAGGUUCUGGAGCUCAAGGAAUAGUCUGUGCAGCUUAUGAUGCCAUUCUUGAAAGAAAUGUUGCCAUCAAGAAGCUAAGCCGGCCGUUUCAGAAUCAAACGCAUGCUAAGAGGGCCUACAGAGAGCUGGUUCUUAUGAAAUGUGUUAAUCACAAAAAUAUAAUUGGCCUUUUGAAUGUUUUUACACCACAGAAAUCUCUAGAAGAAUUUCAAGAUGUUUACAUAGUCAUGGAGCUCAUGGAUGCGAAUCUUUGCCAAGUGAUUCAGAUGGAACUAGAUCAUGAAAGAAUGUCCUACCUUCUCUAUCAGAUGCUGUGUGGAAUCAAGCACCUUCACUCCGCUGGAAUUAUUCAUCGGGACUUAAAGCCCAGUAAUAUAGUAGUAAAAUCAGACUGCACUUUGAAAAUCCUUGACUUUGGACUGGCCAGGACUGCAGGAACAAGCUUUAUGAUGACGCCUUAUGUGGUGACUCGCUACUACAGAGCGCCUGAGGUCAUCCUGGGCAUGGGCUACAAGGAGAACGUUGACAUUUGGUCAGUUGGGUGCAUCAUGGGAGAAAUGAUCAAAGGUGGUGUUUUGUUCCCAGGUACAGAUCAUAUUGAUCAGUGGAAUAAAGUUAUUGAACAGCUGGGAACACCAUGUCCUGAGUUCAUGAAGAAACUGCAACCAACAGUAAGGACUUACGUGGAAAACAGACCUAAGUAUGCCGGAUAUAGCUUUGAGAGGCUCUUCCCCGAUGUGCUUUUCCCAGCUGACUCGGAACACAACAAGCUUAAAGCCAGUCAGGCAAGGGAUUUGCUCUCUAAAAUGCUGGUGAUAGAUGCAUCUAAGAGGAUCUCUGUAGACGAAGCUCUCCAGCACCCAUACAUCAAUGUCUGGUACGAUCCCUCUGAAGCAGAAGCCCCACCACCAAAGAUUCCUGACAAACAGUUAGACGAAAGGGAACACACGAUAGAAGAAUGGAAAGAAUUGAUAUACAAGGAAGUGAUGGAUUUGGAAGAAAGAACCAAGAAUGGAGUUAUACGAGGGCAGCCCUCUCCUUUAGGUGCAGCAGUGAUCAGUGGCUCUCAGCAUCCAUCGUCAUCGUCGUCUGUCAAUGAUGUGUCUUCAAUGUCAACAGACCCGACUUUGGCCUCGGAUACAGACAGCAGUCUGGAAGCCCCAGCUGGGCCUCUGGGCUGCUGUAGAUGACUACUUGGGCCUUGGGGGGUGGGACGGGUGGGGCGUCGGCUAGUCAUUCAUAGAACUACUCUGAAACAAUUCAGUGGUCUUAUUUUUGAGUGAUUUUUUUCAAAAAAUGUAGAACUCAUUUUGUAGUAAAGUAGUUUAUUUUUUUUAAUUUCAAGUGAUGUAAUUUAAAACCUAAGUUUUAAAACAGCAACAAAACUGUAUUGUAUUUUUUGCUGUAAUUAACUGUAUAAUGUAAACCUAAUUAUUUUAUCAUGGUUUAAAUUUUUUGCAUAUUUGCUUUAUCUUAUGCUGCUGAUUUUUUUUUACUGAAUUUGUAAGAUUUUGUUUAUCAAAGCAACUAUUAUGUGGUGACUUGCCUAUAUCAUGAAUUAUUUAAGAUUUUUAUAGUUUUUUUAUUAGAAUUUAUUUCAGAUGUUUUGUUCAUGAUACUAUCCUUCAGGGUUAUGUGCUUAUCAAUGAAAUAACCCCAGAGGAGUGAGGGAAAAUAACCUGUAGCCAGUUAUAUUCAGGAAUAACUACUGUACAUGAUGAACGUGUUGAGAGACCUCCGAUAUUUACUACUUGCCAAUCCUAAUUUAGUCGCAACCAUUGGUAGGUAGUCCUACCAAAGUUUUGGCAAAAGCCCCAUCGUCUAAAUGGCAGGAUAACUCAGAGCAUGUCUUUGAAGAUGCCAGGCCCACCACCUUCCUGUCUCCCUACCACACCCAGCAGAAGUCAACUAAAGAGAAUCUGGUGUAUCUGUGGCAUGCUCAACACUUAAACCUAUCACAUAAAAUCAAGAGGAUACUUCAUGAAUACUACAUUUCAAUGCAAAUAAACAGAUGGUUCACUUCUACAAGCUAUGAGCCUGUGUUUGUCUACACUGACUUAAACCUCAGGCUGCAGGUCCCAGCAGUGGUCUAAAGUCUGGUCUUUCCUCUGCCUGCAGCCUCGGGCCCUGGGACCUUUCUGGUUUCCUGUUACAUGGAGUGUCAGUCAGUUGAACACCAGUUCUCUUGGUGUUUCUGGCCAUUUGAUUCUACCUGUAGCCUAAUCAUGUUUAAACUAGCUGUCGGGAGGUUCCAAAACCUACUUAGACUUGCGUAGGUGAUGUAUCAAAUGAGCAAUAUACCGUUCAUCUGAAAAUAGUAGCACACAGCCAUAUAUAGGAUAUCAUUUUCUAAGGACUGUUUCUUCACACUGAGCAGAGCAGGCGUAAGUGGUGGUGUUGAGUCUGAGUCUUGUUUUGUAUCUGAUUUUCACUCUCACACACAAGGUGGAUGUUGAGUAGUUCAAGAAUGGUGCUGCUCCUGACAAGUGUAUGGUAACUGUUUACAUUUUAUAUCUGCAGAAUUAUUUCUCUAUAACUGAAUUUUUCCUAAGUAAAAUGUCAUUGACGUUUCAUGAUUUCUGAAA
Messenger RNA from Oryctolagus cuniculus (rabbit), 2896 nucleotides. The record is from RefSeq and is a predicted model, not a curated record. Lineage: Eukaryota; Metazoa; Chordata; Mammalia; Lagomorpha; Leporidae.